AUGGAUUACUCUGCGAAACCACUUUUAUCCAAUAAAAAAUCAGCAACAAUCAGUAAAAACAUUGUUAACCAACGGAGAACUGUAAAACGUUCUGUUCGGAAUUGUUUUGGAUUACGAAAUCGUUGUACAAACAAGUCUGAUCAUAUAUCAAUGGAAAGUAUUGUCGAUAAUCAAUAUAUGAAAACUAAUAAUAUUCAUAUUGACCCUAAUGAAGAUACUUUAUCAAUUAUUUGGCUAGACCCUGAUAUUGAUGCUUCAGAAUAUCAAGAGAAAUGCAACCCUCUAACAAAAUCGUUAAAGAUUUUUACCGAACAUAAAAGCUGUGAAGCAUACAUUCAACACUUGGCAGUUGAUGAAGAAUUUAUUUUAUUUGUAGCCAUUAGUAUCAGCCAUACCAUCAUACCAUUUGUACACAAUUUAACACAACUCAUUGUAAUUUAUGUUUAUUCAAGUGAUCAACGUGACAAAGAAAACAUAUAUCCAAUGUAUUGGAAGGUACAGCACAAGUAUAUUACGAAGAUGGAUGAUUUACUUCCCAUAUUUCGCUAUGAACAAAGUCAAUAUCACGAACAUUUGGAUAAACGCCAAUUUUUAAAUAUUUAUAAAUCAGAAGGAUAUAUACGUGCUAUAAAUGAAAUAGAAUCAAAUGAUCGUUUCAUAUGGAUGUAUAAUUUUGCUAUAAUAUUCUUUCAUAUGGAUCCAGUAUUAUCCACUGUGACAGCAAAACAUGAAAAAGAAGAACUUAUUAUAAAACUUCGAACACUCUACAGUUAUGAUGUUGAAGCUUUGAACGAGAUUGAUGACUUUAACAAGGAUUAUAAUACAGAAAAUCCAAUCAAAUCUUAUGAUAAAAUGAAAUCGAUACGAGAAAUACUAAAUAAAGCUUUACGUCAAAAAGAUUUCGAACUCAUAGGUCUUUUUCGAUUUUUCAUAUUUGAUCUAUUUGAACAGAUCAAAUCGAAUUAUAGAAUGAUACAUAGAAAUGAAAGAACAGAUGAUUCAUACCAAACGUUUUAUGGUACUAAAUUGAUUCCAUUUAAUCAAAUUGAAGAAAUAAUUAAUUCAAAAAGACAUUUAGUAUCAAUCAAUGUCUUUUGGUCAAUGAGUCUAGAUGACAACAAUACAACAGCCCAUUUAACUCAGCCUGUUACUCUUAUGUUAUCAAGAGAUUUCAGAAUAGUUCAUUUCACAGUAAAAAUGCUUCAAAGCUUUCGCAUGGAACACGAAAACUUUCAAGCAAUCGAUAAUCUUUACUAUUACCAGAGUGAAAAUGAAAUUUUGUUUCCACCAGGUACAAUAUUCAAAAUUGUACAUCGUCCCAUAUCGUAUCAGGACGAAAACUUAUUUUAUAUCCAAUUAGAGCUAGCACCAUUUAAUAUUAUACCUGAAUUCGAUGAGAUUGUUCAAUUUUGGAUUAACAAUGAAAAUUUAAAAACAAAUCAAAUCUCACUUGGUCUUAUGAUGAUUCAAACCGGUCAAUUAAAUGAAGCUAAAAAAUAUUAUGAAUCAUUAAUUAAAUAUUUGCCAGAUAAUCAUCCAUUGGAAAAAUAUUGUAAAUAUGGUUUGGCCAAUCUAGCACAAAAGAAAGGUGAAAUCGAUGACGCAGAAAAAUAUUAUAAUGAAGCAUUUGAAAAUCAAGUUGAUACUUUACUAAGAGCACGAGUCACAUGUGCAUUAGCCAAUAUCUACUUUUCAAAGAAUGAUAAAUCGAAAGCACUUGAAUACUACAAAUUAGCAUUAUCCAUGUUUAAUAAAAAUCAUAAAGACUCCAUGCUAGAUAUUAUUGAAUGUUAUACAGGUAUUGGAAAAUAUUAUCAAACUUCUCAAAUAGAUAAGGAUUAUGAAAAAGCAUUAAAAUCCUUUACAAAUGCAAUAAAUGAGUUAGACAAUUGGAUUUCGAAAAAUAUACGUAAACAAUGGAGAUAUGUACCGUUCAUAAUUAUUCCACUGCUGAAAAAUAUCGGUGAAAUUUUUCGUCUUAAACAUGAGUUCAACAAAGCGUAUGCAUGUCAAUAUACAAUACUAUUGAUGUGUAAAAAGUUUCCCAUAUCGAAUGAUUCUCAAGUGGGCUCUAUAUAUGAAGAAAUUGGUAGAAUUUAUCAAGAAGACAAAAAAUUGAAAUUGGCUCUAACAUUCUACCAUAAAGCUGCUGAUAUAUAUUAUUGGUGUUAUUCUCAAACAAGCAACCACAAUAUUAAUAUUCAGAAGUUAAUUCAAGAUAAUAUUAAUCAAAUGAAAAAACAAAACACAGCAUUUAUCGAAGAAGAAUACAAGUACGAACCAGCACAGUUAGAAGAUUUUCUACCUCGACAAUUACUAGAUAGGUUAUUACAACAAAUUGAUCAAAAGCCCUUACAACAGAACAAUUUAUCACGAAUUUAUACGAAGCUAUCAGGACAAGAAAAAUCACCACAAGCCGAUGAGAAAUCAGCACAACAGAACGAAUUAACAACCAUCGAUGAAAACUUAGAACAACAUGAUAAAGUAUCAGAAUUCGACGAGAAGCCAGCACAACAUGUCAAACCACCACAAGUCGAUGAGAAAUCAGCAGAACAUGAUGAAUUAAUACCAAUCGAUGAGAAGCCUGCAGAGCACGACGAAUUAUCAACAAUCGGUGAAAACUUAGAACAACAGCAUAAAUCAGGAUUCGAUGAGAAGUCAGCACAAUAUGCUAUAUUACCGCAACUCGAUGAGAAACCAGUGAAACGCGAUGAAUUACAAUUAAACAAUGAGAAGUCUGCAAACCACAGCAAAUUUCAGCCGCCCGGAGUGUGUCCUGAAAAAUCUGCUGAGGUCCUACAUUUACCUCAGAAGCGCAAAGGUAAUUAUACCAUUACCCCAUAUGGGAAUAUAAUCACUCUUACUGACAUAGAAGUUUUCACAGCAACAAUUUACGCAGAAGCAAGAGGUGAGCCUUAUGAAGCACAAAAAUGGGUUGCUUGGGUAAUCAAGAAUCGAGCUCUAUUGAACAGGUCGUAUUGGGGUGGAAACACCAUCAAAGGUGUAUGUUUACAACCUGGUCAAUUCGAAUGUUGGAAUGGUAGAUCUAACAUUGAAAUUAAUGAACCGGAAGCAUAUGCACGAAUCUCCCAAUUGGCCAAUGAUAUUUUUUAUGCAAAUCAGUCUCAGGAUCCGACUGGAGGAGCAAAUCAUUACAAUUACCCAGCCAAAGAAGGUAAUCCACCGUGGAGUCAAAACUGUCUUCAAUUACGAAAAAUUGGGAAUUAUCAGUUCUAUAAAAGUCUUUAA
This is a messenger RNA of Rotaria sp. Silwood2, 3249 nucleotides long. NCBI's taxonomy places the organism in Eukaryota, Metazoa, Rotifera, Eurotatoria, Philodinida, Philodinidae. The record is from the annotation of a GenBank genome assembly.